GUGGACCUCGGCCGCUGCGGGCCCUGGCGGGCGGCGGCCAUGGGCUCGGCGGCCGUGGAGAGCUUCGUGAGCAGGCAGCUGGACCUGCUGGAGCUCGAGAGGGACGCGGAGGUGGAGGAGCGCAGGUCCUGGCAGGAAAACAUCUCUCUGAAAGAACUCCAGAGCCGAGGCGUCUGUCUGCUGAAGCUGCAGGUGUCCAGCCAGCGGACUGGGCUGUACGGACGGCUCUUGGUCACCUUUGAGCCCAGGAGAUGUGCGUCUUCGGCUGUGCUGCCCAGUAACAGCUUCACCUCCGGCGAUAUAGUGGGUCUGUAUGAUGCUGCUAACGAAGGCAGCCAGCUGGCCACCGGGAUCCUGACCCGGAUCACCCAGAAGUCGGUCUCGGUGGCCUUUGACGAGUCCCAUGACUUCCAGUUGAGCUUGGACCGAGAGAAUUCCUACAGACUCUUAAAACUUGCUAACGACGUCACAUAUAAACGACUGAAGAAAGCUCUGAUUACCCUCAAGAAGUACCAUUCUGGCCCAGCAUCCUCGCUCAUAGAGGUCCUCUUCAGCGAGUCAGCCCCCAGUCCUGCCAGUGAAAUACACUCGCUGACGUUCUGUAACGCCUCCCUGGACGCCUCCCAGAGGGAAGCGGUCAAGUUUGCGCUGUCCCAGAAAGAACUGGCCAUCAUCCACGGGCCUCCUGGCACUGGGAAGACCACCACUGUGGUCGAGAUCAUUCUUCAAAUUGUGAAGCAGGGCUUGAAGGUGCUGUGCUGUGCGCCCUCUAACAUCGCCGUGGACAAUCUGGUGGAGCGUCUGGCUCAGUGCAAGCAACGGAUCCUGCGCCUCGGGCACCCCGCCCGGCUUCUGGGGUCCAUUCAGGAGCAUUCCCUGGAUGCGGUGUUAGCUCGGAGUGACAACGCCCAGAUCGUUGCCGAUAUCAGGAAGGACAUCGAUCAGGUCUUUGUAAAAAACAAAAAGACCCAGGAUAAGCGAGAGAAAAGUAAUUUUCGAAAUGAAAUCAAGCUGUUAAGGAAAGAACUGAAGGAGCGAGAGGAAGCGGCUAUGCUGGAGAGCCUCACGUUGGCAGACGUGGUCCUCGCAACAAAUACAGGUGCUUCUUCCGACGGCCCUCUGAAGUUGCUGCCCGACAGCUACUUUGAUGUGGUGGUCAUCGAUGAGUGUGCCCAGGCCCUCGAAGCCAGCUGCUGGAUCCCCCUGCUGAAGGCCAGAAAGUGCGUCCUGGCCGGAGAUCACAAACAGCUGCCGCCCACCACCGUCUCUCACAAGGCCGCGCAGGCCGGGCUGGCGCUCAGCCUGAUGGAGCGCCUGGACGAGGAGUACGGCGCCAGGGCGGUGUGUACGCUGACCGUGCAGUACCGCAUGCACCAGGCCAUCAUGCAGUGGGCCUCGGAGGCCCUGUACCGCGGGCAGCUCACGGCGCACCCUUCCGUGGCUGGGCACCUGCUGCGGGAUCUCCCGGGCGUGGCUGCCACAGAGGAGACGGGCAUUCCCCUGCUGCUGGUGGACACGGCCGGCUGCGGGCUCUUUGAGCUGGAAGAGGAGGAUGACCAGUCUAAAGGGAACCCUGGUGAAGUGCGCCUCGUCACUCUGCACAUCCAGGCUCUGGUGGAUGCUGGCGUCCAAGCACGUGACAUUGCUGUCAUCACGCCGUACAACCUCCAGGUGGACCUGCUCAGACAGAGCCUCGCUCACAGGCACCCCGAGCUGGAGAUUAAGUCCGUCGAUGGCUUCCAAGGCCGGGAGAAGGAAGCCGUGAUAUUGUCCUUCGUCAGAUCCAAUAGGAAGGGUGAAGUUGGUUUCCUUGCCGAGGACCGGCGCAUCAACGUCGCCGUCACCCGCGCUCGGCGCCACGUGGCGGUCGUCUGCGAUUCUCGCACGGUCAACAACCAUACCUUCUUGAAGACCCUGGUGGAUUACUUCACGCAGCACGGGGAAGUGCGCACGGCCUUUGAGUAUCUGGAUGACAUCGUCCCUGAAAACUAUUCCCACGAGAGCUCCCAGGGCCCCGGCCACUCUGGUGCAAAGCCCCAGGGCUCUGCCGCCCCUGCUGGGAAGGCUCCCGGAAGCAGGCAGCAGGAGGGAGCCCGGGGGGCCAGGGCAGCUGCGAAGCUGGAUGGGAAGAAGCCGGGUGGGAAGCCUUUGGGCCAGCCCAGCCUCAACAGAGGCAGCCCCGAGGGAGCGGGGAGCAGAGACAGCGCAGACCACUUCAGGGCCGUGAUCGCCGAGUUUGUGGCGAGUGAGAAAAUACAGCUGGAGUUUCCUGCUUCCCUGAACUCACACGACAGGAUGCGGGUCCACCAGAUAGCCGAGGAGCAUGGGCUGAGGCAUGACAGCGCCGGGGAGGGAAAGCAGAGGUUCAUAACCGUGAGCAAGAGGGUCCCGCCGGCCCCACCGCCUCCACCAGGGGCCGGCAGCAAAGUGCCUCUUGGUCCCGCACAGAUGGAGCCCCCAGUCCAGAAGCAAAGUGGCCAGGAGCAGCUGGAUCUGAAGGCGCUGCACCUGGAGAGACUGCAGAGGGAGAGGAGCAGGCAGGAGCGGCAGGCCAAGGAGGGGCAGCAGGCCACGGGCUCAGGGCUGCGGAAGUUACCAGAAAAGAAGAAGAAGAAAGAUGCAAAAGGACACGCGGCCGUAGAUCUGCCCACCGAGGAAGACUUUGAUGCCCUGGUCUCGGCUGCCAUUAAGGCUGAUAACACCUGUGGGCUUGCUAAGUGCACAGCCAGCGUGGUGACCCUAGGCCAGCUCUGCCUGCACUGCGGCCGCCGGUACUGCCUCAGCCACCACCUGCCCGAGAUCCAUGGCUGCGGGGAGCGGGCUCGAGCCCACGCCCGGCAGAGAAUCAGCCGGGAAGGAGUCCUCUACGCCGGCGGCGGGACCAAGGCCGGGGCCCUGGACCCAGCCAAGAGGGCCCAGCUGCAGAGGAGGCUGGAUAAGAAGCUGGACGAGCUGACCAGCCAGAGGAAGAGCAAGAGGCAGGAGAGGGAAAAGUGACGGUCAGGUCCUCCCAGCACGCGGAUGCCAGAGCUCCUGUCUGUGAGGAGGUGGCUGAGGGGCGAGGAGGACUGCGCCCCGGCGCUCUCCGUUCCUUGUGGCUGCACCUGGGCCCGGUGCACAGCCCCACCAGGGCCGUGCGGGGUGACACGCCUGUGGGAAGAGGGGGCUCUCUAACGUGACAGAUGGUGAGGGGGUGCCCGGGCACACCAUCCAUACCAGUUGGCCCUUCCUCAGGACGUGGUGUAGGCAGGCUCCGGCAUGCCGCGUCCCCUCCCUCACUCCCGCCCUGGACCUUUUCCCAGUCUCUUCCUUCCCUCCCCGUCAAAACCGAAAUCCACCCUCUGAAUCUCGGGGAGCUGCCGUGAGGGUCAGGAAGGGUCUGUUCCCUUGAAGAUGCGUCCAGGCCUGAGCUCCGUAGAAGUAACAGCCCACUGUCCAGGGCUGGCCAGCUCUCCGCCCAUGAGGAUGAGACAGGGCGCUUGAGAGCUCGGUGAACGCGCACUGAGACGGCGUCUGAACGCCAGCCAUUUAUUUCUCCCUAUGGCCCCAUGCGGCCAGCUCGCCCCUUGUUGGAGCUGUGACUUCACUGAGGCCACCUUCUGUCUGUCUUCUGCUCCCUGGUGGCUGCAGUGACCCCAUCCUGCCCCUACAGGGCAGCAGAUGCAGCCCUGGCCCUUCCUUGCUCCCGUGUGGUCUGGAUGGUGGCCCUCAGCGUGGUUCACAGGCUCCCUGGCCUGUAUGAGCCCUCCCUGCGCUGUGCCUGGGGACGGUCUCGGGAAAGAGCCGUCCAGAGUCCCGGCGUUGCUAACCUUACGUCUGGAGCCCUCUCAGGGGUGGUCUCCAGCGUUCUCCACAGACUCGUAUUUAAGAGAAUCUCGGGUGGAUGUGUCAUUUCAGCCUCAGAGUUUUAUCUGUUUCAAAGGGAGAUAAAUUAUUUAAAAAUUAAAUAAAAAUGUAUGCACACUGCCCACA
Messenger RNA from Diceros bicornis minor, 3972 nucleotides. It is a transcript of the gene IGHMBP2, whose product is annotated as immunoglobulin mu DNA binding protein 2. The record is from RefSeq and is a predicted model, not a curated record. The transcript has 15 exons. Gene Ontology annotation, molecular function: RNA binding; zinc ion binding; DNA binding. Bases 40 to 2997 code for a protein of 985 amino acids. NCBI's taxonomy places the organism in Eukaryota, Metazoa, Chordata, Mammalia, Perissodactyla, Rhinocerotidae.